Sarcophilus harrisii (Tasmanian devil) is the source of this 948-nucleotide messenger RNA. Its product is annotated as olfactory receptor 5D18-like. The record is from RefSeq and is a predicted model, not a curated record. NCBI's taxonomy places the organism in Eukaryota, Metazoa, Chordata, Mammalia, Dasyuromorphia, Dasyuridae. Gene Ontology annotation, cellular component: membrane. Gene Ontology annotation, molecular function: G protein-coupled receptor activity; odorant binding; olfactory receptor activity. The transcript has a single exon. Gene Ontology annotation, biological process: G protein-coupled receptor signaling pathway; sensory perception of smell. The coding region runs from base 1 to 948 and encodes 315 amino acids.
AUGAUGAUCACUGAGAGAAACCACAGUGCUGCUCCAGUCAUAUUUGUUCUCUUGGGAUUCUCUGACUACCCAGAAUUUCAGAUUCUUCUCUUUCUGAUUUUCUUAGUUAUCUAUGUGAUCACUGUAAUGGGGAAUCUUGGAAUGAUAGCAAUCAUUGCCGUGAAUCCCAAGUUACACACCCCAAUGUAUUUUUUCCUUAAACACCUGUCCUUUGUGGAUUUCUGUUACUCCACAAUUGUUACACCAAAGUUGCUGGAAAACUUAGUUGCAGAAGAUAGGGCAAUGUCUCUGCCUACUUGCAUCACACAAUUCUUCUUUGCAACUACCUGUGCUUUGAUUGAUCCCUUCAUGUUGGCAGUGAUGGCAUAUGACCGUUUUGUGGCCAUUUGUAAUCCCCUUUUAUACAUAGUUAUCAUGUCCCAGAAACGUUGUGCCCUGCUGAUGGCUGCAGCAUACUCCUGGGGUAUACUCUUCUCUCUGCUCUUCACCUAUUCUCUCCUUGUAUUAUCUUUUUGUGGUACUAACAUCAUUAAUAAUUUUAUCUGUGACUAUUCUGGCAUACUCUCUUCUUCUUGCUCUGAUAAACACUUUAGUGAGCUAAUACUUUUUAUAGUGGCAAAUUUUAAUAUGUUUAGCACACUUGUGGUCAUAAUCUCUUCUUAUAUUUUUAUUUUUGUAACUGUCAUGAAGAUGCAUUCAAUUAGGGCGAGGUGUAAGGCUUUCUCCACUUGUGCCUCUCACCUGAUAGCUGUUGGAAUGUUCUAUGGAACAGUUCUUUUUCUCUACUGCAUUCCCCAUGCCAAAAGCAGUUGGUUCACCAAUAAAUUGGGCUCUGUUUUCUAUACAGUGGUCAUCCCCAUGCUGAACCCUUUGAUAUACAGUCUGAGGAAUAAUGAAGUAAAGGAAACAUUUAGGAAGUUAUUGGACACAAAAAGGUUUUCUCAUUAA